Molecule: messenger RNA, 1302 nt
Organism: Symbiodinium sp. CCMP2592
Lineage: Eukaryota; Dinophyceae; Suessiales; Symbiodiniaceae
Source: the annotation of a GenBank genome assembly
AUGCUGGACAGAGUAUCAGUGCCGCUCCUCGAUGGCGGCGAGUACGAGUGGCACUUCCUUCGACCGGCAGCAUGCCUUUGCACCCUUUGGCAGGGCAAUGAGGAGUUCGGGGACUUUUUGGCCUUGCACACCGCGUGCGAGACUCCGGAUGGAUGUUUCCUCGGGGCAUUUCCGCAAAAGCUGCUUUCCAAUGUGGCCGGCGGGUACAGUGCACUCUUCGCGAAGAUGCUGCGUGAGUUCUUUGAGAAGUCUUUUCUGAAUUUCCCAACGGGGGCAAGCGGGACGAAGCCCUGCCCGUUUUGUUCGAAUGUGAUCGGACACAUGGCUGCCUCGAAGCUGGAAGAUGACGAAGAGUUGGUGCACUAUACGCGCCGCUUCCCAAAUCGCUUCCGUCCUCACACCUCUCAAAGUUUCCAGCUGAUGAGAAACAGGCUUGAGGCUGUCAGAGAUCGGAAGAAGGAUUUGAAGGACAGAGGUCAGCUGUACGGGCUGACCUCUGAUGGGAAGGGUGUGCCUUGGCACCCAACUCUUCGAUCCAUCGUGGACCCGAUUCAGAACACGAUGAUGGAAUUGCUGCAGCACAAUAUGGAUCUCAAGGAUAUUGAUGCUUUCGCAGCCGUUGUGAUCUUGCCGAAGUCGAGGCCGAAGCUCCCCGCGAAUUUCUUCCAGGAGAGGGUGUGCAAGGAAGAAGGGUCGCACAUGAGGUGCUUCGCUUCAGAGGUGCUGCAGUUGACAAUGGUCUUGAAGCUUCUGGUGGAGACCCGCCUGCAGCGAGGAGGCACUUGCCCCGCUCACUGCGAAGCUGUCAUGGUCCUCUCGGAGAUCUUCGACAUCUUGACCGAGCAGGCCAUCGCCCGGUACAACACGUUGGUGUGGACGCUGUACGAGUUUUGCAAGCGGCCAAAGUUUCAUUGUCAUUAUCAUUUGCCAGAUGGUAUUGCACAGCACAAAUGCUGCCUGUCGUGCUUUGCCGCAGAGCGGAAGCACCGAGUCGUGAAGACGCUGGCAGCACAUGUUGCCAACAACAGUCAGAUGGCUCAGCAUCUGGCACUUCGUGUCGGCGAUCAGAUGCUGGAGGCCUUUGUCGGCGAGAAUCUGCCUACCAUGUGGAGGGUGGCUCGCAGGCUGCAGGCCCCUUCCUGCAUGGUGCAUAUUGGCGAUGUUGUGCAUGUGCCAGAGCUGGACCAAGUUGGUGGCAUCGAAGCCUUCCUGGAAGCGGUUCUGAUGAACGGCUCUUCUCUGCUGGCUUCCAACGACUUUUCGUGGACGGACUCCAUGCGAGCUGUUGCCAAUGCCAAGUAA